Molecule: messenger RNA, 7126 nt
Organism: Gallus gallus (chicken)
Lineage: Eukaryota; Metazoa; Chordata; Aves; Galliformes; Phasianidae
Gene: ILDR1
Product: immunoglobulin like domain containing receptor 1
Exons: 9
Coding region: 33-1694 (553 amino acids)
Cellular component (GO): plasma membrane
Molecular function (GO): high-density lipoprotein particle receptor activity
Source: RefSeq, a predicted model, not a curated record
GACGGCCCCGGGCGGGAGGAGGAGGCCGCGCCAUGGCCCGGUGCGGGCGCUGCGGGCAGACGUUGCUGCUGGUCUGGCUACUGCUGGCCUGCCUGCCGGCCGGUUGCCUCUCCUUGCUGGUGACAGUGCAGGAUACUGAGCGUUACACCACCUUAUUUGCCAGCAUUACCCUCAAGUGUGACUACAGCACUUCAGCCCAGCUGCAGGACGUAGUGGUGACCUGGCGCUUCAAAUCCUUCUGCAAGGACCCCAUCUUUGAUUACUAUUCAGUCUCGUACCAAGCCAGUUUAGCUCUUGGCCAGGACCCGUCUGAUGACUGCAAUGACGUCCAACGAAAAGUGCGCAUUGUCAUCCAGAAAUAUGGGCAAAAUGAGCCUGUGCUGGGUGUUGACUACCGACAACGGAAGAUCACUAUCCAGAACCGGGCAGACCUUGUUAUCAGUGAGGUCAUGUGGUGGGAUCAUGGCGUAUACUACUGCACUGUGGAAGCACCAGGAGAUACCUCAGGAGAUCCGGACAAGGAAGUUAAGCUAAUUGUUUUACACUGGCUCACAGUACUCCUCAUCAUUCUCGGUGGCCUCCUCCUCCUCCUGCUGAUUGGAAUAUGCUGGUGCCAGUGCUGCCCCCAGCACUGCUGCUGCCACAUCCGGUGUGUCUGCUGCCCAACCCGGUGCUGCUGUAAUGAGAAAGUGCUGGAACGGCAUCGGUUCAUGAAGCGGGCUCAGGCGUUUGCACCUUGGAUGUUACCUAACAUGUUCUAUGGAGGUGCUGAUAGGAACUCACAGCUUUCCUCUUACCAGCUCAACCCUCUGCUGCAACAAGAUGUGUCUCUGCAGAACAGUCUUCCACUGGUGCAGCCACAAGCUCGACUUUCCCCUAAUAAGGGUGUUUUGGACUAUCUGGAAUCUGAAAUCCAAAACCUUAACCCGUCACAGCCCCGGCCACCCUCCAACCAGCGGCAGGCAGUGCAGCCCAGCUUACUGUCCUCCCUGGGCAGCGACAUCAUGCAGCGUGGCACAAAUGGUCUUCCUCCUUUCACUGGUCAUGUUUCUUCCUCCCAUGGGAGCAGCAGCUCCUCACAUCCACAGAGAACUACCCGCAGCCUCAGAACCUGGGGAGAGGACACAGCAGAGAAUAGGAGGGAAGAUCGGAGGUGGCCCCUGCCUUCCAGCGAAGAUUCUCGUUCCAGCUACAGUCGGGGGCCCCGGGACAGGCAGCGAGAGGACCAUCCUCCAAGGCAGAGGACAGGUGGAUAUGAUGGCAGGUCCCAAUACUCCAGGCGGGAUGUGUCGCCCACCCGCCAGACUGAGAGGGGAAAAAGCAGCAGCAGCAGCUGCAGUUUCUAUUCAGAGGAGGCCAAGGAGCGCUCCAGCCACCAUCGUGGCCGGAGACAACAGCCUGCAGUGAGGCGAGAGUAUCAGCAGCACACCAGGAACAGCAAUAACUCAAGGCACCGGCGGCACAGCUACUCCCCCCCUUCUCGACGGGGAUCAUGGAGCUCUUCAGAAGAGCAAAUCCGUCUCCCAGCGACAAACCGCAGGCGGCACAACCGGUCUCGGGAAUGGCCAGAAGAUAAACCUCCCAGUUAUCGCUCACUAGAAAUCAUCCCAGAUCGGGACAGCAAGCACAGAGAGGGUGCAGGGCCACGCUCGGACAGAGGAAGUUCCUAUAGUGCAAGAAGCAUUGUCAUUUAAUGCUGGUACUGAAAGAAUGAAGAUUCACACUGGACUCAUUUAACUUUUUUUACUAUAUAGUUGGGAUGACUGAUUUUGAUUGAACCAGCAAAAGAAAAACAAACAGAAGAUGAGACUGCUUUUGAGGGAGAUAUGUCUAGUGGACAUGGAAGCAAUACAUAACCCAUAUUUGUUCCUACCUUAAUUUGGAAACUUAAGUUUGUGAUGGGCUGAAAACAUGCAAUUGGAUACAGCGGAUUUUUGUAAUAAACAGUGUAUUCCCAGAGAUAUCAGUUGCCUUUGUUAGGUACCCUGACACUACAAGGAGGGCAGUAUGUAGAAUGCGGAUCCUUUGCACGCCAGUUACUGGGGGCUCAGAUAAUCAAAGAGAUGUAAAGUCACAGGACAGUAGAGUAAUUUAGGUUGGAAGACACCUCUGGAGCUCAUCUGACCCAGUCCCCUCAGAAUUUGCUGUAGAGAGGCAUGGCAUCUCCUUUCUGAGGCCCUCUAUUGUACUUCAGAAUUAUUUGAUGCUUGGUGCUUCUGCCUGGCUGUUCAGUGUAGUGUGGGUAGUUGCUCCCUUUUAUGUCUCUCUCCCAAACAGCAGAAUUCCAGUGUUAGAAGGAUCUACAAGCCUUACUAAGGGCUCACUGCAAUCUGCAAUUUGCCAGCUUAUCUGCCCUGUACUGACUGAAACACCCUGCUCUAUAUUACGCUUAGACCUUAGUACCUAAGAAGAUGCUUGUUCUAGCCUUUAACACAGACUUGAAUUUAUUUGUAAAUGUCAUGAGCUGAAUUUACCAAAGCUUGGUCAUCCCCACAGGAACUGAGCAUGGUAUGACUACUAUCUCUCGUACUGUAGACCAGAACUUCCUUUGACUCUAGGAAGCAUAACUUGAUGGAUGUAUAUUUCCUGGGCUGUAUACUCAUUUUAUGUUCUCCCUUUGCUCUCUCUACCAUGUAUUAUAUACAUGGGGUGGGAUAAAGGGCUCUGAAGAGGCCUACCAAUUUUUACUAUUGUCCUCUUGAUCUUUACCCUGACACAAAUCAAUUCUGAACACAUGGUGUAUCUGAUCUACCUAGAUGGUGGGGUUUUCUUGUCUCUUACCUUGCAACUUGAAUGCAGAAUUUCUAGAAUGCCAUGAAACUACCUGCAAAGGAGAAAAACUUGCCAUUUUUCCUUGAUGUGAUUCAUCCAUCCACUGUUAUCAUUUAAAAUGUACUGGAAAACUUGAUCUUCUGUGGGUGCUAUAGUUACAUGCUAGAUGCAUCCACAGGAAACUGAUUUACCAAAGACAUUCUUAAAUUAAAGAAACUCAGUCAUUGGCAGGGAGCUUUAGAAGCAUCUUGUGAAUUAUUUUGUAACUCAGAGGCAUUAGAGACUGGCCAAUGUCAGUUACUGUACUGUCCAGCUUAUUUCCCAGCCAGUGCCAUAGCUGAAUCCCAAGAUCGUAGCAUGGAAAAGUAUUUGCUUUCCUUUCAUGUUCCAAUACAUGUACAGCCAGUUUCCCCAAGAGUGGGAACUCUCUCAGACAGCAAGAAAACUGUGCAUAACAGCAGCAGCAGUUGUACCAUGAGCAUGUCAUCCAGAGGGGCCUUGAUAAACUUGAAAGAUGGGGCCUUGUGAACCUUAUGAGGUUCAACAAAGCAAAGUGCAAGGUUUUGUGCUUUGGUCGAGGUAAUCCCAGAUAUGUAUACAAACUGGGAGAAGAACUUCUUGAGAGUAGCCCUGCUGAAAAGGACUUAGGGGUGCUGUUUGAUGAAAAACUUGACAUGAGUCAGCAGUGUGUGCUUGCAGCCCAGAAAGGCAACGGUAUCCUGGGCUGGUGAUUGUCCCCUUAUACUCUACCCUCGUGAGGCCCCAGCUGGAGUUGUGCAUCCAAGUCUGGGGCCCCCAGCACAGGAAAGAUGAGGAGCUUUUGGAGGGGGUCCAGUGGAGGACUAUGAAGAUGAUUCAGGGACUGGAGCACCUCUUCUAUGAAGAUAGGCUGAAGGAACUGGGCUUGUUCAGCCUGGAAAAGAGAAGGCUGUGGGGAGACCUCAUUAUGGCCUUCCAGUAUUUAAAAGGAGUUCAUAAACGUGAAGGAAAUCAACUUUUUACACAGCUAGACAGUGAUAGGACAAGGGGGAAUGAUUUUAAACUAAAGGAGGAUAGAUUUAGAUUAGACGUGAAGGGAAAGUUUUUUACUGAGAGUGGUGAGGUGCUGGAACAGGUUGCGCAGAGAGGAUGCCCCAUCCCUGGAGGUGUUUAAGAGCAGGAUGGAUAUGACUCUGGGCAGCCUAAUCUAGUACUUGAUCUAGCAGCUGGCAAUCCUGUCUGUGGCAGGGGGGUUGGAAUUUGAUAAUCCUUGAGGUCCCUUCCAACCCAAGCCAUUCUGUGAUUCUACAAUUCAUGCUAACUGCAGAGGUUGCACUAUUUGAUCUAAAUCACAUGAAGGAGCUCUCCAUCUUUAUUCAUUACUGUGGUUCCCAUAACUGAGUCAGAAUGACUACCAUAGAUUGUGCGAAUGUGUGCAUGUUGUGCUGUGUGAAGUCUGAAGAGUUUUAUCUUUAUCACGUUUGAGCUCCUCUUCAGUCACUUUGUUCAUUUAUAGAAACAUUAAACGUAACACUUCAGGGAAAAGUGAUUAUAUCUCAGUCUUAAUUCUGUGACUUAAAAUUGCAGACAGAAGCAGAUUAGGUUAUCCAGCAGGGAAACAGCAAUGGUACCGGUUUUGGUAAGAUCUGGUCCACAAACCACUGUGGUUCAUAAAGCACUGAUCAGUGGUCUGUGAAAUAAUUAAAAAGGAAAUCUAUAUAUAUAUAUGCCUUGCAACUGCAAGCAGACAGAAAAGUAGGAAGGAAAUAGACUUUGAACGCUUAUUUCUGUUUUUAAUUAGCUAUAAAUGAAAGCCUUUGCAAUGGCACUGGUCAAUACCACGUAGACUUUAUUUAACAGUGAGAUUACAAGGCCUUUGACUUUUUAAAAGAGAGAGUAAAUUUUGCAGCUGAAAGACUGCACAGUGAAAGAACAGUAGGAAAUAGUUGAGCUUCAUUCUUUCUAGGUUGUACUUUACUCAUUUUUAACUUUUUAGCCAUUCCGAAAAGCUGAUGUUUGUGUGUCACCCAUUUGUGAUGAAAGAAAUAAAUAUGAUCUCAUUUGUGAGUUAUUUUAGACUUUUGUUUCUUCCUGUCGUGCAGGUGAAGGAAUAUACCUUACACCUAAGAAUGAAUUUUGUGUAUGAAAGUGCCUAGAUAGCCACUGGAGUUAUCUGUGUUAAAAUAAAGAAUAGGUGACUAUGCCAUGUGGAACAGAUAAGGAGAUCCACGCUGCUCAUGUCAGCUGCUUUCCACCUCAGACCAAAGAUUCAUAAGAAAGAUUAAAGAACUAUGUAUUUUUUAAUUUGAGUAAAAAAGGGCUUGCAAUAUCUGGCUUUCUUGCUUAUUUGCAGAGCACUCUGCCAUUCCAGGAAUGAAGGACAAGGACUGCUUUUUGUGCAAUCAUUGAUUUGGGCUUGGCAAUUGCCUGAUUGGCAGUAGAAAGUGCUGAAAGGCCCUGUUGCUAUCUGUGGGGCUGGAUUCAUGAUAGCACUGGGUAAAGUUAGACAAACUUAGCAGGGACAAAAGCUACCAUAGCACAAACCUCUUCAGAUAUACAUAUUACUACGUAGGGCAGCUAAAUUCCCUUUGUUUUACUACCUCAGGCAGCACAGCAGUUUAAAACACACCCUUAAUAUGGCCAGAGACUGCCAUCUGUUGACCUGAUUUAGAAGAGAGAUGACACUUGAGGUUAUAUUAAAUUCACCCCCACAGGUAAUGACUGCUUAUUGCUAUUUCUGUUAAUUUGAAUGCCUGUAAUGUGCCUUGUGCAGGUCUUCUGAACGUUAUCUCAGCUGUAAAAGCAGGCAGUAAAUCUGUAGAGUCUCCUUAGUGAUUGUAGAAUUUAUAAUUAAAAAUGAGAGAACUUAAAACUCUUGUUGUUCCCGUGUGUUCUUCCUAGACCAUAAAUUGCUUUUUAGUGUUUGCACGAGAAGUGGAACUGAAAAUUCUCUGUUCUGACUUCUAGAAGUAACCUUGUUAGACAUUAGUAAUAAUUUUCAUCUGUCUUUUUUUGCUUCCAUUGGGAUUUUUUUGGAUCAACGUUCUUCAUGUUUCAGGGGGCUUUUUCUUUGUUUUUCCAAGACAGAAGAUACUUUUAAUAAAUACUUCAUCGAGACAGUGGAAAAACUGGGAGGCCAUGGGCAGCCCUCUUUAAUGAUGUGACCUCAGUUGUAUCACUGCUGCACUCACUGAUUUGGCUGCCAUAUGUGUAAAAGGGUAAUGCUUACUGUUUGGUUUACAAUACACAAAGCUCCAUGAAGAAAAGUCUUCUAGAAAAACGUGUUGGGCUAUAAAUAAAGAUACUGGUUGAGCUUUUCAGAGAGUCCAUCUGUUAGUUGAAAUUCAUGUCAGUGACUUAGUAGGUGGCUAAUACUACUUUAUGUCACUGACAUAAGAUUGUUUUGUUGGAUCUCACAUUGUAGGUUUCAUGUAUGCCUCAUGCCUGCACCUUUUCCUCAGCUAAUGCCAUUUGUUGCUCCAUAUUGCAAAUUUUCUGCCUCCUGUUCAAUGGUUUUAUGUGUGAGAUACUGAUGGUUGACCUUACUGAAGACCCAAUGGGCUCUCGGAGAUUGAGCUAUGAUUGAGAUUGAGCUACAUUCCACAGCAUGGCACUACAGAUGCUUUCUGACUGGGCACAGUUCCCUAGGCAGUCUGGGUAGAAGUUAUGCUUCCCCUGUGCAGAUCUUGGCAAGUGGCUGAGAUUUACACCCAUUUUGUCAGCCUGCGCAAAAAGGCUUGGCUAUGGGGAAAAAUGAACUGUGAGAGUACUGUAUGUAUACAUAUACCUGUGUGCACCAGUUGGUUAAUACAUUUGUUGGAAACAGAGGGUGAACUGUGAAUGAGCAUAAUAGACACAAAUAAUUUGCAGCUGUCAAAGUGGUCGGCUUUCAACAUGAGCCUUCCCACAGGAACAGUGGGAGCAAAAAUCAGUCCAGCUGUAGCUACAGUUAAUGUGGAAUUUGGUCAGUUUAUGAAAGGGGCCUCUAUGACAUGGUUGCCUGAAAAUGUAGGGGGCUCAGUGACCCAGGAGCUGCCUUCCACGUCUCCUGUGCUCAGGUCAGACUGACCUUCCAUUACCAAAUCCGAACAACAGGUCCAGAGUCCUACACAGCUUCUUGUCCAUCCUGCUGAGCAGAAUUUGCUUGCAAAAGAGCAAAUGGGGAAACAAAGCAGGACCUUUGACCCCUCACUAUAUUAGUUCUGCAUAAAUGCCAGUGUCUCAGAUGAGCAUCAACCUCAGCUUCAGCCUGGGAGAGAGAAAGCAGGACAGCAGGUCUCUUGGUGUAAAGGGCUGAACUGGUACCAACAAACCAUGGUGCAAUACAGGGCAUUGGUGAUAGCUGUGAUUCUGCUCCUUAGCACCACUGUCCCUG